Messenger RNA from Trichoderma citrinoviride, 656 nucleotides. RefSeq names its product Sm-like ribonucleo protein. NCBI's taxonomy places the organism in Eukaryota, Fungi, Ascomycota, Sordariomycetes, Hypocreales, Hypocreaceae. The record is from RefSeq and is a predicted model, not a curated record. The transcript has 4 exons. Gene Ontology annotation, molecular function: RNA binding. Gene Ontology annotation, biological process: mRNA splicing, via spliceosome. Gene Ontology annotation, cellular component: U4 snRNP; U2-type prespliceosome; U4/U6 x U5 tri-snRNP complex. The coding region runs from base 27 to 656 and encodes 209 amino acids.
UGCGCUCGUAGCAUCUCAUCGCCAAGAUGUCGUCCAACAAGCUCGGCAAGAUGGCCGGCUACAUCAACUACCGGAUGCGCGUGACGCUCCAGGACUCGCGCCAGCUCGUCGGCCAGAUGCUCGCCUACGACCGCCACAUGAACCUCGUCCUGGCCGACACCGAGGAGUUCCGCCGCGUCAAGCGCAAGAACAAGUCGGCCGCUCCCGGCGGCUCGUCGGCCGGCCAGACGAUCGUGCAGGAGGAGAAGAGAACCCUGGGUCUGGUGAUUGCUCGCGGAGCUCACAUCAUUUCCCUGACCGUCGAGUCGCCUCCUCCCGCCGACCCUAGCGCUCGCCUGGGCAAGACCACCACCGGCGGCAUCGCCUCGACUCUGCAGGCUGGCCCUGGCGUUGCCCGACCGGCCGGUCGUGGCGCUGCGGCUCCCAUUUCUCUGGCUGGCCCGGCUGCUGGUGUUGGUGUUGGCGUUCCUCCUCCGGGAUUCCCCUCUUUCCCCGGUGCUCCUGGUGCUCCUGGACCCCCUGGCUUUGGUGGCCGAGGUGCUCGCCAGUUCCCUCCUCCCGCGGGCUUCCCAGGCGCUCCAGGCUUCCCCGGCGCUCCUGGAUUCCCUCCUGGCGGCCCUCCUCCCCCGGGCUUCAACCCCCCUCCUCGACGAUGA